Aspergillus pseudonomiae is the source of this 571-nucleotide messenger RNA. RefSeq lists its product as uncharacterized. The record is from RefSeq and is a predicted model, not a curated record. NCBI's taxonomy places the organism in Eukaryota, Fungi, Ascomycota, Eurotiomycetes, Eurotiales, Aspergillaceae. The transcript has a single exon. The coding region runs from base 96 to 410 and encodes 104 amino acids.
CUACAGUCAGAUGUAGGAGCUGGAAUUCUAUUUGCAUUGGCUGCUAUACUACCGGAUGAUUCACCCAGUAUGCAGUGAUGUAAACGGAAUGUCCGAUGGAGAUCCACCGGCGAGUUAGGCAGGCGGUAAGGGAAGGAAAUGGGGCGCUAAGAGGCGCCGCACUGCAACCGACCUUUCAAGUCCAGGUCAACUCAUUUUGCAAACUGCUAAGCAUCCCGUCGCUUUCCCUCUCUUUUCCUCUUUCCUAUCCAGCUGCUAGCUACCCACCUAACACCUUCUUAUCCCAUUCUACUCUCGACUAUUCACCAUUCAUCGGAUUUUUCCUGUUGAUUACCCUCUCCCCAUCGAUUCUCAACGUGUUCAGUUCCUUUCGACUAUCUUCCCUCUUUCCGCCUUGUUCGCAAAUUUGACCUGAUUGGAAAUCGCACAAGAAUCUUCCUCUAUUUCCUUCUUGCACCACUACGACGCAAACGCUUGUAACGCAGACGUUCUCCUUUACUUUCAUUUUAUUGCAUCUAUAAGGGUCUAUUGGUUUUCUUUCUAGCAUUGUGAGAAUUGCCCUUCCCCGCUC